AUGGGGAAGACAUUAUCACAGCAGUCGUGCGGGGCCCCCGUGUCUGGCAUCAGGGCUGCCGGGUUCAACCUGGAGUCAUACAGCGGAGGGUCAGGAGCCAGGAGAGCCGGCGGAGUCUCAGUAGCCAGCGGAGGGUCAGGAGCCGGUGGAGGGACUGUAGAGGCUGCCGCUGAGGCCGUGACUGGAGAGGGCGGGGGAGCAGCCGGACCAGGCAGGGGAGGUGGAGCGGCUCGGACUGGAGAGGGCGCCGCUGAGGCUGGGACAGGGGAGGACGGCUCCGGGGCAGGAGGGGGCGGCGGCGGCCAGUCCUCGGCGGGCUCGGGCGGCGGUGGCCAGUCCUCGGCGGGCUCGGGCCGGCUCCAGUCAUCGGCGGGCUUGGGCAGCGGCAGCCAUCCCCUAAGGGCCCGGGCGGUGGCCAGUCCUCGGCGGGCUCGGGCCGGCUCCAGUCACGGCGGGCUCGGGCGGCGGUGGCCAGUCCCCUAA
This is a messenger RNA of Esox lucius (northern pike), 483 nucleotides long. Its product is annotated as circumsporozoite protein-like. The transcript has 3 exons. NCBI's taxonomy places the organism in Eukaryota, Metazoa, Chordata, Actinopteri, Esociformes, Esocidae. The record is from RefSeq and is a predicted model, not a curated record. The coding region runs from base 1 to 483 and encodes 160 amino acids.